AUGGAAAAGCUACUCAAAACUUCAAUUAAAGCAAUUGAAAAGUUUAACUUCCAAAAGUAUGGGUGGGUGAUUACUACAGCUUCUGUUAUUGCCCUUAUAAUAUUUUAGAGGGGCAAAGAUGAUCAUGAUGAUUUGAAAAGUAAAAAAAAUUCUCAGAAUAAUUAAUAAGGAUAAAAUAAAUAAGAGAAUCAACAAUAGAAGUAGCAAAACAAAAACUAACAUAAUGAGGAAAGCUAGGAAGAAAUUGAAAAAAAUCUAUAAUAACAAAGAUAUUUAUCUUCAUCAUAAACGAAUUAAAACAAAAAUAAUGGUGUAAAUAAUAUGAAAGAUUAAAAAAUGUAAUAGAUUCAAUAGAAUUUGAAAAAGCAGAUGCAAGAACUUGAUAAAAAAACUAAAAAAAGCAACCCAAAUAGCUUGACUAGUUCACUUUUAAAAAGUUCAAAAAGCAGAUAUAAUAGCAGAUAAUUUGACUAAGAAUAAGGUUAUCCUCAAUCUUAUGCAUAGUCUGAUAUUGAAUAAAGAUAAAAUCUUCAAAUCAGAAACUAAAUAACUCUUAAAAAAUAAAGAAAAUAUAUAACAGACAUAGAUGAACCCACUAAUUCAUAUAAAAGAAAUUAAAUACUUAAAAUUGCAAAAGAUUAAAACCCUAAUGAUGGCUUGUUCUUCUAAGUGUUAGCUUCAUUAGCUGAAAACGAAGACGAGUAAUCUGCUUGA
Tetrahymena thermophila SB210 is the source of this 714-nucleotide messenger RNA. RefSeq lists its product as hypothetical. The transcript has a single exon. The record is from RefSeq and is a predicted model, not a curated record. Lineage: Eukaryota; Ciliophora; Oligohymenophorea; Hymenostomatida; Tetrahymenidae.